Spodoptera exigua (beet armyworm) is the source of this 3507-nucleotide messenger RNA. NCBI's taxonomy places the organism in Eukaryota, Metazoa, Arthropoda, Insecta, Lepidoptera, Noctuidae. The record is from the annotation of a GenBank genome assembly.
CGUUUCGAUUGAUCGCACGCGCCGACUGCGGUGCGCGCGCGUUCAUCUCCACCUCAAAAAACUAAUAAUUCCAUCGAAAAAUUAAUUAAACAAAUAAUACAGCACGCUUAUAUUGUAUAUGGACCGUAAUUUUUCAUUACAUUCCGCGCUUUCUGAUAAGUAAAACGUUUCAUUUCUUUCUGUUCAGCCAGUAUUCCUAUGUGAAUUGUGUUCCGAGUGAAAUUUUAUUGGAUGUGAUAAUACUUUCGGCCUUCAUGGUUGCAAAAUUAUUGGCCGGCUCUGGUGACGUGUUUGGUAAACAAUAACGCUAUUGGUUUUGCUUGUACAGAGGCUGAACUAUGACGAUACAUAGUAUGACAGUCACCGAUGCGCGGGAGUCAACCAAGAAACACUGCUGUCGAGGGCCAUACAAGCUCAAGACGAAAAUAGUACUCGCAGCAUUAGCAGUCCUAGUCUUCAUAUCAGCAUUAAGUGGAUACCUCAUCGGAAGUGCGGACUAUGCAUCACGGAGGGCGGCGGAGCCUCCGGAUCCAAUCGCACCUCUUAAACCCUCGGCUUCCCGUCUCCAUGUGUUCCAGAAAGCUGCUGUAUGCACAGAUGCUCCUCAGUGUUCACAAAUUGGCAGAGAAAUUCUCAUUAAAAAUGGGUCAGCGGUGGACGCAGCAGUGGCAGCCAUGUUCUGCAAUGGCCUCCUGAACCAUCAGAGCAUGGGGCUUGGCGGUGGAUUCUUCAUGACGGUCUACCUGAAGGAUGAGGAGAAGGCGUACACUGUGAACGCGCGGGAAACGGCUCCUGGAGCUGCUACCGUCGAUAUGUUCAAUGGAAGCUGGGACAAGGCUGCGAAAGGUCCAUUAUCCAUUGGCGUGCCAGGCGAACUUCGUGGUAUGUGGGCGGCCCACAAACGAUGGGGCAAGUUACCCUGGGAGACCCUGGUGGCACCAAGCUUGGAUCUGUGCAGAAAUGGUUUUGCUAUGUCCAAGGUCAUGUAUGAUGGACUGGAAAGCGCUCCUUACAUCAAGAAUGACCCCCAUCUCAGGAAAAUGUACUUCAACACGGCCAAAGGACAGUUCCACAAGCCUGGCACGAUGGUGAAGCCCAGUGAAGCUCUGUGCAACACUUACCAGAGGAUAGCUGAGAACGGGGGCGAUGACCUCUACAAUGGAACCUUGGCAGCUGACUUCCUUGAUGAUCUAGAGAGAGUCGGCAGCAUCAUCACAGCUGAAGAUCUGAGGCAAUAUGAAGCGAAAAUCACGGAACCUAUAGCAGUUCCUCUAAGCAAUGGAGACACCUUCUACUCCCCACCCCCUCCUAGCAGUGGGGCUAUCCUGGUAAACAUACUGAACAUUCUCAGCGGCUACAACUUCACAGCUUCCAGUAUAAACACUACGGAAGACAAGAUCCUCACCUACCAUAGAAUCAUAGAAGCAUUCAAGUACGCUUACGCGACCAGAACGAAGCUAGGAGAUAGCGACUUUUUGGAUUUAAGUGAGCUUAUACGAAACGUGACAACUCCGGAAUACGGCACGGAGAUCCGGCUUCGCAUCAACGACACGGCGACCAGCAACGACACUGCCACCUAUGGAGCAGACACGUACAACCAGCCCGAUGCUGGAACCGCCCAUAUAUCCAUCAUUGCAGGAAAUGGCGAUGCCGUGUCAGUCACCAGUUCUAUCAACUUUUACUACGGUGCCGGUUUCUCGACCCUCAAAACCGGUAUAGUAAUGAACAACGUGAUGGACGACUUCUCAUCUCCUGGUAUCACGAACUACUUCGGUCUGAAGCCCUCCCCAGCGAAUUUCAUCGCUCCUCACAAACGGCCUAUGUCCUCAAUGAGUCCUAGUAUAAUUGUGGAUAGAAAUGGCAAUGCGAAAUUAGUGAUCGGUGCUUCUGGAGGCACUAAAAUUACUACAGCUGUGGCUUUGGUGACAAUACGCAAACUCUGGUUCGACCAGUCAAUAAAGGAAGCUGUGGACGAAGCUAGAAUACAUCAUCAGAUCACACCGAUGCACGUGGAAUACGAAUUUGGAGUUAUUGAAGACAUAGUGAAGGGUCUUCGUGCUAAGGGCCACGGCAUGGUCCGGUACCGCAGUCGAGGCUCAAUAAUCUGUGCGCUCUAUAGAAAUAGAACAGCCAUCUACGCCAAUGCGGACUUCAGGAAGGGUGGCGACGUUGCCGGCAUGGACUGAACUCCUGUGCCUAACUACACUCUAAGUAUUACUAUCUUUAUGUCAUGAAAGGAACUUUCAAAUGAAUCUGUUAGUAAUGUAAGUUUGUAAGAAUACGACGCGUUUAUGUCAAUGUGAGAGCAUUUUUCAUUUAAACUAGGAAAUAAUAUGAGACUAAAACACAAACCUUCUUCUCUUUAUUCUGUUUUUAAAAUUGCUGUUAAAAUCAAUACACAAUAAGUUCUAAAAUAAAACUCAUACAGGACAAUGAAACUUUAAUCCAACCUCAAGGUAAAAUAAUAAUUUACAUAAUGUUUGCUAAAUACGAAACAUGCUCUCAUUUAUUUUUUAUAAAAUGUGUGUGACAAGUGCAAAGAAAAAAAACUGUUAUUAAUUUAUUCAAUUUUCAGGAGCUUGACCCUCCAAUCACAGUCCAUAGAUUUAAUUCUUUAGCUUGUUUUAAUUAUAUAUUUUAAAUUACUUGAUUAGGCUCGAAGUAGAAACGUAAUUGGCGAUACAAUAAUAGUGUAGGCACUAGGAAAAAAUAUUACAAGAAAAAAAAUGUGAUAAAUAAACGAUAGUCUAGGUAGGAUAUGAAAUAUUGCCGUCUUCCGAAAAAAAAAUGUCCUGUUGUCUACGAUUUCUAAAAUGGCGGCAAAUGGAAUUCAAUAAUUUAUCACAAAAGCAUCUUAUAUAAUAUUAUCAAAUUUUCAAAUUAUGUAAUAAAUUGGCUGAUUAAGAACAAUAAUUUUGAAAUAAAUGGGCUAGAUACUUAAUGAAUAUACCUAUGAGUGCAUUAUAACAAACCGAGAUGCAGUGUUUUAAAAAUACAUGUAUUUUAUUAAGUUCCUAGACAUUUUUAUUUUAUUAUUUGAUAGACCUAACUUAUACCCCCUACAAGCCAAACUCUGGUUUUGUUACUUAAUAAUGGAAUUCAUUACAUGUACCCACUGUACCCAAAUCUUUAGUAACUUUCCACAAGUCAAGAUCUAUUUGUUCAAAUUUAAAAACCAGUGAAUGAAACAUAGCGCAAAUUGAUUAUCUCUUUCAUAAGUGCACAAAACUAGACUAAUUUCUGUUAUUUAUUAUAAUAAUAUUCAUCUGUUUUUAUUUUUAUUCCUUACCCAUGCAUUUAUUACAGGCCGUAAAAUAAAACAACAUUCCUUUCAGAAACAUAGCUUUAUGUUGACAAAUUACCUACCACUAUUUUUGUCUUGUUUGUUUCGCAUUCAAUUAUGAAUUUGUAUUGGAAUAGUGUUGUCUGAAAUGGGAAUGAACUGACUACUUAGAUAAUAAAUGGUCACAAAAUAGUAAUUGCAGAAUAAACUUUUACCUAAGUGUU